Molecule: messenger RNA, 9151 nt
Organism: Ailuropoda melanoleuca (giant panda)
Lineage: Eukaryota; Metazoa; Chordata; Mammalia; Carnivora; Ursidae
Product: myb-related transcription factor, partner of profilin-like
Exons: 3
Coding region: 2826-3698 (290 amino acids)
Biological process (GO): regulation of transcription by RNA polymerase II
Cellular component (GO): nucleus
Molecular function (GO): DNA-binding transcription factor activity, RNA polymerase II-specific; RNA polymerase II cis-regulatory region sequence-specific DNA binding
Source: RefSeq, a predicted model, not a curated record
UUCUGCUUAUUUCCCGGGAGCCUUGCCCAAACUCUGCAAAGGAAGCCAAGGGAGUGUGCUGGGGCCUCUGGGGCCUCCAGUGGUAGAUACUGCUGUUUGCGGGGUUUGGGAUAUGUAUAGCUCUGGGGGACCCUCUUGCUUUCCCAGCCUUCCAUCAGGGGGCUGUGGAGGAGGCCUGUGGGUUAACAUCUGCACAUUUGUCCCUGUGUCUGGAGUGCCCAGGGCCCCCAGCUCCGGGCAGCAUUCCCGCCAAGGAGGGGGCGACCCUCCACCUGGGACUCCGGCCCCUCUCCCAGGGCCGACUCCUGCCGCAGGGGUGCAGGACUCAUCCCAGUGCAGCUGCCAGCCCUCGUUGAAGUGGCCCCGUGGAAAAGGAGACUUCUGGCACCGUCUCUAGCUCAGUUUUUGAUGGUACUUGCUGCAGGCAAGAGUACUUUCCAGAGUGGUUUUACUGUGGUACCAUGUUUGGGACAGAAGUUUGCGCCAGAAGGAUCCCUCCUGGCCGGCUGGAGAGAGCUGGAGACUGGCCCAGGCCUGCCCCGGGGUGGCUGACUGGAGCCUGGGACUGAGGACUCAGCCCACAGCUCUCCUGUUGGGUCUGUGCUGCUGGCCCGGGCGGGGGUGCCAGAGCCGUGCCCUGAGGGGACUGUGCGCUGUGUGAGAGGUCAGACUCGUACUGGCGCCUCCUGGGUGCCCAUCUCUCCAGGAGCCGGGACAGGAGGUUUGGAUCUGGGUUGGGAGGGCAGGGAGGGCCUCGGACGGCCGGACCGGGGACACCAUGGAUCAGGCCCCCUGUGGGCCUCUGUGCGGUUCUGUGACCCGUGGCGGCUGGCGGGAUGCAGGAGAGGUUGUGCCCGGAGGGAGGGCAGUCAGGAACUUCCUAAGAGGGCGCUUGCGGCAUCGCGACUCUGCCACCUUCCAAGCACACGAGGAGAAGUUGGUCGGAGGUGGGGACGCUGAGAUGAGGUCUGCUGUCCCUUUCCCCAGAGCCUUCCUACCCACCUGUGCUCCCCACCUGCCAGCUGUGGAGGAGGGGCAGGGGAGGGGUGGGGAGGGGGAGAGGGACUGCGGUUUACACUCUCCAGGGCACACUAGGAUUUGUCUUCUUAUUUGUCAGGGCGGCUGUUCUCACUGCCACUGAACAGCGGCAGAAGCAGAGGUUCCCCGGGGACAGGUAGACCCCUCCCUCCAGCCCCCUUUCACACCAUCUGGUGAGCCGGUGCCCUGCAGGGGGCUCCGAGAAGGCCAUGGACACGCUCCUAACCGCCCUCUGCCAGACCACCGGGUGCCGGUCAGCUCAGCCCUUGCAAUUAAUUCCCCACCCAUUUGCAGAGCCGACUGUGUAACGGGGCGCCCGCGGGGGACAGGCCCUCCCAGUCCUCCCAGGACGUCCACCUUCCGCCGUGGAAAUUGUUUCUUUCUACGGCAGUUGUUGAAGGAAGGCACAAACAAUGUGCGGCCAGCGCCCAGAUGACAGAGCAGGGGGCCUUUGAGCUGGGCCCUCCAAGGGGCCAGGAUUGCGUUGGAGGGCACUGUGACCAGGGACACAGAAGUGGGGACUGGACCGCCGGCCUGGGCUUCUGUUCCCCGUGGCUCCCGUCUGGCUGUAGGCAAGCAAAGGAGGGUGUGUCUGAGCGCAGUCUGGCAUCAGGGCCUUUCUGCACCGUCGCCUUCGAGGCUCCAGAAAUGUUGCCGGCUGAGUGGCUUCCGGGCCUCGCUUCCACCCAUCUCUGAUCUUUCACCCUGGGGACGAGGCUUUACCACGAGCCCCAGGAAAGACAUCAUCUGAACUAACUGAGCCAUCAUCCGACACCCCGGACAUUCUCACUUCAUCGGGCCGAGGAUGGGCCCACAGUGUUGGUAUUUCUAAAGCUCUCCAUCGUGAGUCCAACGUGCAGCCCGUGUUGAGAACCCCUACUCUGUACUGCCCUUCCUGCUACAUUGGUAAACCGAGGCCCAGAGCAGGGCAAGAUCUUACGCAAGAUCAUGCCAUCAGGGGCAGAACCAGCACUUGAACCCGUCUCGGGGCUUCUGGGCCCAUGCUCUUUCUGCUUGUGUACAAGGGCCCAGGCAAGGCAUGGCCCCCUGGGCUCUGUGGGGGGUGGGUUGUGCUCCUACUGCCUUGCUGGCCUGGGGUCUGUCCUCUGUCCUGUCUGCCAGCCCCAUUCUGAAGCAAGAUGGCUCCAGGGUAGCCACAGCUGGUGGGGCCCCUCCCAUUAAAUGCUCAAGGAGUAGGUAGGGGCUUGGGGGUGUGGUUUGUUGCCAUGGAAAUGUCUCUCUGGUGGUCCUAGGACAGGAAAGCCAGUUCAUCCUGGGAAUCUGCCUUGCCCCUUAAUGUCUAGCUUCCUUUUGUGAUAGCGCGUUCCAAUGUGCAGACAUCUUCUCUUGUAUUGUGACAACUUAGGGUCUCGUGCAUGAGUGAAUGGAGUUGGCGAGCUUUUUCAAAACAUUAAGUGGUGGGCCGGGAAGAGAACUGCGUAAUGAGUGUUGACUUUAUGGCAUCCCUAUGCUAGGGCUCUGCAUUCGUGAGAUCGGUGGUCCGAAACCAGGGGCUGUUUUGCUUUGAGACACGUUGGGUGGUCACAAGUGUGCGGGUGAAUGCUACCAGUUUCUAUCGGGCAGAAGCCAAGAAUGCUGAGAAACGUCCUCCAUGGCCCAGGAUGCCCCUUGCCACUCACAAAGAAGUUUCUAGCCUCAAAUGCCAAUAGCGGAAUGUGGCGCCCCUGGCCGAGCGCAAGAGGAAACCCAAGUUCUCCAAGGAGGAGCUGGACAUUCUGGUCACGGAGGUGACCCACCACGAAGCAGUUCUCUUUGGGAGGGAGACCAUGCGGCUGUCCCAUGCCGACAGGGACAAGAUUUGGGAAGGUAUAGCUCGGAAAAUCACCUCCGUCAGCCAGGUCCCCCGCUCCGUCAAGGACAUUAAGCACAGAUGGGAUGACAUGAAACGGAGAACCAAGGACAAGCUGGCCUUCAUGCAGCAGUCCCUGUCGGGCCCCGGGGCUGGGGGCCGGGCCCCCACCAUCGUGCUCACUGCCCACGAGAGGGCCAUCGAGUCAACCCUGCUCACGGCCCAUUCCGGGCACAGCUUUCCCAGGGCAGAACUGGAUGGCACCGACAGCCCCUCGACCAGCUAUGAUGAAGACGAGGAGGUGCCCGGGCCCUCGAGGCAGCCUCUGCGGGUGUCCCUGCAGCGGUCGGCGGAGGAAGAGGCCCACCUGGCCAGGCCUACCCUGCUCCGCUCCUCCUCCUCCUCGGACCAGUCCGAGAUGGUGGGCCCCAAGCCGGAGGCCCUACCCCGGCCCUCACCGCAGACCCAGACUGCCUGCAGGACCCCUCGGCCGCACCCCAGCCCGCCCGGCACGGGCCUUGACUGGCAGCUCCUCCAUGCCCAUGUGCAGCAGACUGAGGCGUUCCAGCACUUCUGCCAGGAGCUGGUCACCGUGCACCGGGACAUGGCAAGCAGCAUGCGCGCCAUCGGCCAGACCAUGGCCGAGCUGACCAGCCGCGUGGGUCAGAUGUGCCAGACGCUGACAGAGAUCCGAGACGGGGUUCGGGCAUCUCAGCGGGGGCCCGACGGGGUCGCCCCCACGGGCCCAACCCCUCAGGCCGAGGCCCCCCCAGCAGAGCCCCCGCAGGCUCCCCCGGCCCCGGCCCCCUCACGGACUACCAGGUCUCGGAAGAGAAAGCACAAUUUCUAACCCAGCCAGUCUCCAGUAGGAGGAGGAGAGAUGGAGGCCGGGUGCCUGGCCUCCAGACAGGAGCUCGUCUCUCAUGUCCGGGACCAGUGACCCCUGUAGGAUCCCGUGGAGACGUCCAUCUCCUCCCCACGUGCAGGUCGGCGGCCCUGGGCUCCCACGGCGUGUGUGUGCAGCCCUGGUCUUCGGCCACCGCCAAAGGUGCGGGUAACGGCGCCUGGGGACGCUUGCGUGAAGCCUGCUCCUGGUCUGUGGCUGCGGCCGCGGCCUCGGGCAGAAGAGGCUAGCGAGAGCGGGCGGCUUCGGAACGGAAUCCUGCUUGCCAGCCUCGGGGCUGCCACCGCCGCCUCCCAAGCCCUGAGUCUGCUGCUUCCGAAGGGGGGGAAGCUUGAGGAUGGGCAGGGGGAGCUGAGCCCUCCCAGGAGGGGCCCAUCCUCUCCUUCCCCAGGGCUCCGAGCGCGGUGGGUGGCACCCCUGCCUUGGCCUUCCGCUUGCCCUCGCGGUGCGUGUGCUCGGCUGCUGUGCUUGCGUUUUGUGGAAUGGGGAGAAGAACGGGAUGGCGUCGGAGGAAGGAGAAGAGGCCCUGGCGCUCUCAGAGCACCUUCUGCUUUCCCUGCAUUAGCAGAGGUGUGAUCUCAGUGGGCUCUCAGGACGGCUGGAGAGGCAGCCCAGCCGGUCGCCCUGUCACCAUUAUGACCACCAUCACCUGCAUUUCGUAGAUGACAGAUGCCACAACAGUUAGUGGGGGCGAGGGCGAGGGGCGGGGGGGGCAGGCCCGGAAGCCGGGUCUGUGGAUUUGCCCGGCUCCCCUGGUCAGAGGACAGAUGUGGACCGGGGAGGGUGCUACUCCCUGCCCCCGCUCUCCUGGGGGCCUGUGGGAGGCAACAGCAGCAUUGAGGUGGGUGCCCAGCCCCGCCCUGGCCCUAGGGCAGACCGCGGAGGCGCUGGGGAGAAGCUUCCACACCCACAAGGUGACUCCUCCUCUGGCUGCUAGAAGAACCCCGCAGGGCUCCUGUCCCACCCAGGUUCCAGCAUGCCUUGCCUCCGCUUGCUUGGGCUGCAGACGCGUUAGCGACACACAUCUCUAGCUUCCUGUUCAUUUCGGAGUGUGGCCAGACAGCCAGGUUCCUCGAGUCAGGGAGGGAGGAGGGAUGGCAGUUGGAAGCUUAGCUCUGACCCAGGUGUAGCUCAGCUCUGUGUCCUCUUUGUUCCCUGGCCUGAGGCUGACCCCAGCAGAAGCUCUCCUCUCCCCACCCCCACCCCGGUCCACCGGCUCCCACGUCUGCGCCCUAGGGCCCUGGUGGGGGCUGGGAGGACCGCUCUCCCCAGUGCCUGCUGUGGCUGUUUCUGGAGUGCUGCUUCUAAUCCCAGACCACGCUUUGUCCCAUGUCAAGAGCAUGGGGGACAUCUGCAAUGUCCCCGUGUCCUCAGCUCCAUCCCCCCACUCUGUGGUUCUUUGGGGGCUCCUGCUACCCCAGACCACACACUCCCCUGUCCGACAGCCCAAUGGCUUGAUUAUUGCCUGGCCUUCCCCUGCCCUAAAAUGCUGGAAUCCAAGAUUGCCUUCCCAAGUCUUUUUGUUAAGAUGGCAAUAAAAAGAAAUUGAUCUCACACUUGGAACGCACCCAGUCUCCAGGAUCUUUCUUUGGUGUAUAUUCUUUUUCUUCGCUUCCUGUGAAAACCUCAAGGCCCCCAGAGUAGGGCUUAGGUGACUGAGGGAAAGCAUGCCGGCCAGAGGGGCUCCAGCGCCGCCGGCAUUUCCCGAUUCCGAAAGUACUCAGAUGCCCUGUAUGGGGCACCAUGCUAGCUCCUGCCCUGUGAGGGAAAGAACGGACCUGAAGAGCUGAGCGAGACGAAGCAGCCACAUAGGAAACCGUUCAGCCAUGUGUUAAGUCUCUGCCCAGCACAGGCAGGAUGUGGCUAAGUGAAUUUUACCUUCUGCUCCCUAAAAAAGUCACCCUUUCCGGCAGGAGACUCCGGAAGGGUCCGGGGCUGUGCAUUUGCCAGUGGACUUCAGGGACCACCAUGAGGCAUGAACUUUUUUGAGGGUCGCCUCCCCACUGAUCCUGGUAUCUAUCUGUCACAGGCAAGACCCUGCCCCCCGAGAACUGAGGCUUUCAAAGUAACCAGAGCGGUUCCUCCAGGUCCCUUUGGGAGUCUCAUUAGAAGAGAAGGGGCCUCCUAACCUGGGCAUUGCCCUGGCUUUACUCCCAGGCACACAGAGAAGUCCUCCCAAGCAGGAAAUCCCCAAGUCCUGACUAGGGAUCUGUCCCCUCUCUGGAAAGUUCCAGCCCGCCUUUGACCUCUUGGAAUCCAGGUCACCCUCUUCUGUGCUUGGUCGAAAAGCAUGGCCAUGGAAAUCAGACUUUUCGGAUUUCUGCCACAAGCAAAGAUACUGUGAAACUGGGCCCAGGAUCUUCUCCAGAGUGGUCUAGGUGCUAAGUAGUAACUGGCCGGCCCCUCCCUCUGGUCCUGGGGAGGGCAGGGAUCAAGUGGGAAGCAAAGGGGACAGAGAGAUGAAGAGCCUGUGCACUUCAGAAGAAAUGUCUUUAGUUUCUUUUUCUUGGCUUCAGUGGGGAUGGUGGGUCAAGCGCAUCAACACAGGAAGGCGAAAUCGGGGCCAGUGGUUGAAAGUGAAUGGGCAGCCAAUUUCAGCGUAAGAUAGGGAAGUCCCACCGAAGGGUCUGAGGCCUCUAGCCGCUUUAAAGGCGGGCUGGGCGAUGUUCUUUUGGAGCUUGGGUGACGGUCUGGUGGGUGCGUGCAUGACCCAAAGACCCGCCCAGCUCCCAGACCUAAACGCACGUGAGAAAACAGAGCCCAGCCUCUUGCUGGUCACUCUUCCCCAUUUCUGCCUCCGUGGCCGGAGCAGUUUUCUCUCCGUCAGGGCCAUACCCACUGAGCAGGGACGUCUGAGCCUGGCCUUUGUCUGCCCCGACUCCAACAACACGGAAACCCCGUGGGUUAUUUUCUCUCUUCUGGUGGAACGGAUAGUCGUUUCCUGACCCAGCUUAGAAAAUAUGGUGCAUUGGAUAGAGCACAGCGGGUGGGGUGGAAGAACUGCUGUCUGCGCUUAUCUCUCCAGCACCCAGAGUCAGCAAGGAGUUCGGAAUCAAAACAAUCCAUUCUCAUCGUGAACCGUUCAGUCCAGAUCACAAACCCCCACCACCACUACCACCCACCCCCUUGAUGGCUUCAAAGGGCGUCAACUCUGUGGGUCUGAUGUGAAAAGCUAUCAGAUGAAUUGCAGCGUUUGUAGACGGGCCUGCGUUAGCCGUUUUCCACCUCCUCCCGACACACUCCGUGCCUUCUCUCCAACGAAGCAGUGACCUAGAAACUCAACAGAUACAGAGAGUUGAACUCUCUAGAAGCCUUGGCUUCCAGCGAGGGCUCUUGCAUGUGUGCGGCCACGGAAGGGGACAGGCGUGGCUUUUCAUAACGGCAUUGUCAUAUGGGGACAGAAGGAUUCUGGGAGUGCAUCAAACCACGGGGUGUUACCGCCAAAUACUUAAAAGAGGGAGAUCGAAUUCGAGGUCAUUUGUGUUGGAACUUAGCUUGCUGCCAUUCAGCAUCUUGAGGGGACGGGUUGUUACGAUUUGCUGAGAGUUGCCAUAUAUGUCAUAUUUCAAGUGCCAAGUUUCCAAACAACCAGAUACAACCAGAUGCUGACCAGUUUUUAUCCAUCUCUAGAACACUGUGACCACUACAAAGAUUUGGAGUUCUCGUCCUAAACCUCGAUUCUUACAGGGCAGGAAACCACCAGGAAGUAGAAAGGGAAAUUGACCUGAAUCUUUCUAAAGCUUUGGACGUAUUCUAGAAGUUGCUCUUUUGAAGAAAUCCCUGAGAGUUACGUGUUCCUCAUCUCUUUUCCUCCUAAAGUCGCAUGCCAGAGAAAAUAAUUCUAGCUUUUAGAGCUUGAUGAUUGCUAAACACCCCCCAAAAAAGAGAAGAGCGUCUCUUUCCUUGUGCUCUGUGAUCCAAGCGAUUCUUGUGAGGGAAGAUGAAUGAAUGGUUUGCCUUCUGAAUCUGGGAGUAGGAAACUUUGGAUCUACCCCCAGUUCUGUUCCGUGCUAACCACAAGGGUGAUUAGUUUUGGGUGUCAAACCCCAGGCUGUGACUAAAUUGGGGACUAGAAAAUAUCUUGCACAUUCAGGAGGAAUCUCAGAUCCAGAGAAAAGCAGACCCCUGCGCUGGGGAGUUGUGACUCAAAGUAUUCGUUCGGAAAAGCUUCUCUAGGCUAGGGGUCCUCUUUUCCUUUUCCUAGUUUCUUCGUUAGUGGCAUGGCUGGCGGUCAUGGAGAUCACAGUGUUGUCUUCACAGCUCAGGGAGACAGGAGCUCAUGUCUGGUGCCGACAAGCAUGGAUGCGUUGAGGCUAAGUUCCUGGACCCAAGCAAGUUCUGGGGAUCGAAGUGCCAAAAAUCCGGCAAGUGUGACUCCCUGCGCCCCUGGGUAGAGCUCAUGGCCGCUUCUCUCAACGGGAGUGAAGCAACCAAAAGCUCACAUUUGCACUCCUGCCCCCCUUGGCCUCACUUCCACAACCCGGGGGUCUGUGCUGCAGCCAAUUGUCAGAUGGAUUGGUCCCUGGACUCUAGUGGUCCCCUUUGGAAGGUCAUGGCCUCCUCCAGGGCCGAGUAGAACAGAGUUCACGGGACUGUCCCCGAUGACAAGGGGCAGGAUGUGCUCAAGGGUGUUAUGCCUGAGGCUGUGCAAAUGCAGUUUCACAAUGCGGCUGGCUGCCAGGACCACCACCAGUCCUGGAAUUGGCGUCUGUGUGUGUCUUGUUUUAGGGGGUGGCCAUGGGGGGUAACUGUAGUAAUUGCUUCACAAGGAAAACUUGGAAAAUACAGAAAAAAAAAUGAUAAAGCAGACCCACCUGUAACGGAUAAUCAAUCCCUGGUAAAACACUGGUAUGUUUCCUUCAAGUAGCUUACGGAGGCUUAUUUUUAGAGCGUGAUUGGAACGGGAGAGUAGAUAGCUUCCGGUCCUAAUCUUCUCACUCUAUGUUCUAUCAGGACCAUUUUCCACGUCAUGAAAGGUCCUUUGAAAACAUUGUCUUUAGAUGAGUAACAUUCCAUCAUAUGACUAUAUCACAGUUUGCUAAACUGUUUCUCCAAUAUUAGACGUUUGGAUGUCUUUGCUUUUGCACUGUUGUAAACAGUGAUACAGUCAGGGUGGUGGCGGGCAGUUUGUCUACUUGGUCUGCGUCUUAUGGUCCCUUUUUAAAUUUUGCAAACAUUGUGACAAAACGCACAUAACAGAAAAUUGACCAUUUUAACCACUUUUUUUUUAAGUGUCCAGUUCAGCGGCACUAAGUUCAUUCGCAUUGUCCGGCCAUCACCACCAUCCAUUUCCAGAGCCCUUUUCGUCUUCCCCAGCUGAGACAGGAUACCCGUUAAACCCUAACUCCCCAUUUCCCUGGCCCCACCGGGCCCCUCUCCCCCCGGCCACCACCGUUGUA